Messenger RNA from Prosopis cineraria, 2141 nucleotides. Its product is annotated as cytochrome P450 704C1-like. The transcript has 5 exons. The record is from RefSeq and is a predicted model, not a curated record. Gene Ontology annotation, molecular function: heme binding; iron ion binding; oxidoreductase activity, acting on paired donors, with incorporation or reduction of molecular oxygen. NCBI's taxonomy places the organism in Eukaryota, Viridiplantae, Streptophyta, Magnoliopsida, Fabales, Fabaceae. Bases 78 to 1595 code for a protein of 505 amino acids.
ACAAAGCUUUCUUGGUUUUCUUCCACUUUUAGGUUCUGUGAUAUUUCAUUUUCUCUGUAGCCUCCUCUUAAGCUAUAAUGUUGCCAGACAAUUUGAAGUUGGAUUCCAUAUACUUAACUGCAGCCUUUGUAGCCAUAGUUUUGGCUGUGUUUGUGCUUAAGAAAGAUGGCAGGAGCAGAAAAUAUCAUGUUGUUGCUGGCACUGUCUUGCACCAACUGUUCAAUUUUCAUAGGCUUCAUGACUACAUGACAGACCUUUCAGCAAAACACAAAACUUACAGGCUACUUAGCUUAGGCAGAAAUGAGAUUUACACCACAGACCCCAUUAAUGUUGAAUACAUCCUCAAGACAAACUUUCCAAACUAUGGAAAGGGUGAGCACCAGCAUACCAUGUUGAAGGACCUUCUGGGUGAUGGGAUAUUUACAGUGGAUGGAGAGAAGUGGAAAAAACAGAGAAAGACAGCAAGCUAUCAAUUCUCCACCAGGAUUUUGAGAGAUUUCAGCAGUUCAGUGUUCAAGUCUACUGCUGUUAAACUUGUGGCGAUGGUAUCUGAUGCUUCAAUCUCAAAUCAGAUGUUAGAAAUACAAGAUUUGUUUUUCAAAUCAACCCUAGACUCAGUGUUCAAGGUUAUUCUUGGUGUAGAACUAGACACCUUGAGGGGAACAUACGAAGAUGGCACCAAGUUCUCCAAUGCUUUCAAUGAUGCAAGUGAAAUAACUACACUUCGCUAUGUUGAUAUUUUCUGGAAAAUCAAGAGGUUCAUGCACAUAGGAUUAGAAGCCUCAAUGGGGAAAAAUAUCAAAGUGGUUGAUGAAUUUGUGUACAAAGUAAUAAAAAGCAAGACUGAGCAAGUCAUGAAAUCACCAGAUGGAUCUGCAGGGAAGGACUUACUGUCAAGGUUUCUAGACUUGGAAGAGACAGAUCCAAAGUUCCUUAAAGACAUCAUUCUCAGUUUUAUCAUUGCAGGAAAAGACACAACGGCAACCACAAUGUCCUGGUUCCUUUACACUCUCUGCAAAUAUCCUCAUGUUCAGGACAGGAUUGUAGAAGAAACCAAAGAGGCCACCAAUUUAGAAAGCUUUUCAUCUGUUGAGGAACUUGCUGAUAGUAUAACUGAAGAAGCACUUGAAAAUAUGCAAUAUCUAACUGCAGCUUUGACUGAGACACUCAGACUUUACCCAGCAGUUCCAUGGGAUGGUAAGAUCUGUUUCUCGGAUGAUACAUUGCCAGAUGGAUUUAGUGUCAAAAAAGGAGAUUUUGUUUCAUACCUGCCUUAUGCCAUGGGAAGAAUGAAAUACGUGUGGGGUGAUGAUGCUGAGGAAUUCAAGCCAGAGAGAUGGCUGGACACAAAUGGAAAGUUCCAGCAAGAAAGUCCUUUCAAAUUCACAGCUUUUCAGGCUGGUCCAAGACAGUGCCUAGGGAAGGAUUUCUCUUACAGACAGAUGAAGAUCUUCUCUGCAAUCCUUUUAAGUAGCCACAAGUUCAAGCUUGCAGAUGAAAGCAAAAAAGCUCAUUACAGGACUACUCUUACUCUGCAUAUGGAUGGGGGUCUGCACCUUCAUGCUCACCCUAGAUUGGGACACCUAAAACCCUAGAUACUCUACAAAAGUGAUGUUGCACAUUAAUGACAUGAUGUUACUAUAAUGCAGGGACGGAGCCAGGAUUUAAGAAUAAAAGAGGCCAAUAUUAAAAAAACAUAUUAAUUAUAAGUCAAAAGUUUGUAAUAUCUAUAUAAUAUAAAAAAAAUUAAAAAAAUUGGGGGGCCACACCCCUGCUAGCCCCCCCUCCCUCCGCCACUGUUAUAAUGCAUGUUUGGUAUAUGGAAUUGUAUUAAAAAAAAAUGGGAUAAAUGUAUUCCUCAUUUCUUUUCUAAAAAAUACUUUUCUACUUACUAUAUAAGGCAUAAGCUCGCGUCCUUCUCAGUGAAAUGAUUACAUAAGUAGAAGAAGAUGCAGCAUUGCAAUUACAUGAUAUAUUAAUUAACAUUUAGAUUGUAUUAAAGUCCAUAGUAUGUAUUAGACAUAUAUUAUUACAGUUCACCUCUCUCUUGAAUGUGAAGGUCUAUUGUGUUGACCAAGCUUAUGCAUGCGGCUUUUCUCUCUACUUUUGUAUUCUUCGGUUCAAAAAGUUAAGUUAUACAU